Molecule: messenger RNA, 1713 nt
Organism: Symsagittifera roscoffensis
Lineage: Eukaryota; Metazoa; Xenacoelomorpha; Acoela; Convolutidae
Product: DNA polymerase lambda-like
Exons: 6
Biological process (GO): double-strand break repair via nonhomologous end joining
Cellular component (GO): nucleus
Molecular function (GO): DNA-directed DNA polymerase activity; DNA binding
Source: RefSeq, a predicted model, not a curated record
GGAGAUAGAAAGGAGCUAAUUUGUUCGAAAUUAGAAGAAAUGGCUGACAAUUAUGAGGCUACAGGGGAUAAAUGGAGGGUGUACGCCUAUAGAAAGGCUGUGAGUGCAGUUAGAUCUCAUAAGAAGCCCAUUUGCAAAUUUGAAGAAGUGAGUUCGAUUCCCGGUGUUGGCAGAAAAUUGGGCGAUAAGAUUUGGGAGAUUGUUGAAAAGGGUUCGUUUAGCAAACUGGACAGCGUGAAAAACAGUGAAAAGAUGCAGAUUAUGAACUUGUUCACGAAUAUCCACGGAGUGGGUUCCAAGACCGCGGAGGCAUGGUAUGCUAUGGGACACAGAACAUUGCAAGACAUCAAGGACAAGAUCGUUCUUACUGGACCGCAAACAGUUGGUAUUGAUCUAUACGACGACCUAGUUCUUCGAAUGCCACGCGAGGAAGCAGCUGAGAUUGAGUCUUUCGUCAGAGGCAAAGUUCACAGUAUCGAUCCAAACUCAAUUUGCGAAGUUUGUGGCUCCUUCAGACGAGGGAAACCGACCUGCGGUGACCUUGACCUCUUGAUUACAACACCAGACGGAGUGUCCCAUAGCAGGGAAGUGUUUCAGAGAAUGGUUCUCUGCUAUUCUUCUAACAGGAUAAUGUCGCCUCUUCUUGAGGAGCUGCACUCGAUCGGAUUCCUCACACAUGACCUGGUCUCUGUCUCCCCCGAGAAAACAGUCAACAUGCACAAGUACAUGGGAGUGUGUAUACUACCUGCUGGAGAGAAUGAGAGAGAUAGGAGACAUAGGCGGAUAGACAUAAUAUGUGUACCCUUCUCCGAGUACCCCUGUGCUGUUGUCUACUUCACUGGAUCUGCGUACUUCAAUAGGUCACUUCGGCUACUGGCACAAAGAAGAGGCAUGUCGCUAAAUGAACACCAUCUGAAGAGGAAUGUGGUUAGGAGGAAGGGCGAGAAAAAGACAGCCGGCGAAAUAAUUCCAGUCAGUUCCGAACAGGAGUUGUUCCAGGUGAUGGGGGUGCCCUUUCGACCUCCGGAGGAACGCGACUGGUGAAAAAAAGUUUAACUAUGACUAUACGACAGACUGCUUGCAAGUGUGUUGACUGAGUUCCCAGGAUGAAACAGGAUGAAAAUUGGGUUGCUUUAUCCGCAAACAGUGCAAAAUGCUCUUGACAAAAUUGCUCGCUUUCGAGGAAGAAUUUUUUGACGAAUACACCUGAUUUAGGGACCAACUACCAUACUAUCAAGAACUGAACAAAACAUAUCAAUUGAACUCAGAGGCGGCUUUGGGAUGGGGGUUAGAAAGGGAGAAGGAGGUUUGAACUGUGCAACCAAUCUGCAGUUUUACAAUGAGAUCAGACAAUAAAUGAAAAGCUGAUCCAGCUUAUUAAUUGCAUCUUCUGACAAUCGAAUAUGUUCAUGUUUAUGAAGUUAUCGGUUUCUCUUAAAAAGUGGAUAUGUCAACCACUUAUAUUACUGUUUCAAAUAUGUGCAUCGGACUCCUACGAUCAGAUUUCAUCGUGAAAUUAGAGGGUUCUCACAGAUUUCACCGUGAAAGUGAAGGUUCUCAAUUGAAAGUAGAGGGUUCUCACAUACAUUUUAAAACAUUUUAUCAUUGAGCUAAAAGUAUGUUUCGUCAAAUGUCUCCCCAUCUAUAAAUUUUCAAAGCCGCCGUUGUUCUGAUUCAUUUCGAGAUUAAUCUUUAAACCUUGUAAAAAAAAUU